AUGAGUACACUCAUUCCCUACCCCACCUCUAUAUUUUUUAUUUUUCAUUCUUGUCAUUUCUCUCUCCUUUUCCAUCAUUUAUCUUUACAUUAUUUUCUCCUUAUUUUUACCUCCUCCCUUCUUCAAUUCUUUUUGUUUACGCCUUUUUCUUUUCUCUCCACUCUAUAUAUCUCUAUCUCCCUAACUAUAUAUUUCUCUCUAUCUAUAUAUCUCUAUCUCACUCUAUCUAUAUAUAUAUCGCUAUAUAUCUCUAUCUCUCUAUCUGUCUCUAUCUGUUUAUCUAUCUAUCUAUCUAUCUAUCUAUCUUUCCCUUUAUAUAUCUAUCGCUAUAUGUCUCUCUGUCUCUCUCUCUAUCUAUCUAUCUAUAUCUAUAUAUAUAUCAGUACUGAUUGUAGACUUUUUUCUAUCUAUCUAUCUAUCUAUCUAUCUAUCUAUCUAUCUAUCUAUCAGUACAAUAAAUAUAUUCAUAUCUUCCAUACAUUUCAUAAUAUUCUCUCAGAUUCCCUCAGCACUAAAGGUGACAUCAAGCAAGAGUUAUUACAGCAAAGAUCUAUAAGUCAUCCCCCUCCUCCUCUUACGGACGGCCUCCAUACACGCACUAACGCAACAGGUACGCAAUAUUCGCUAAGAGAGAGAGGGGGUAUUCUCACUCUCUCUUCUUUCACCUUUACCCUCUUUGACGUUUUUACUGUUUGGAUGCCACCUAAAAGGAGGAAACUUUUGGGACGGCGCACGGCAGCUGCCUCCGCUGCUAGAGCAGCGAGGGCGAGUGAAACCCCUGAACAGACUUCUUUGCGUCUUUCACAGAUGGCCUCGAGCUCAGCUGCUCGCUUAUCCAUGGAACGUGCCGCUGCGCGGACUGAAAGGUUGGCUUCAGCGGCUUCAACUAUGUCCUCACGCCGCGCCAGGCUUUCAGUUGAAGAACGUUCACUUCAGAAUUCACAGGGCGCAGUCCGCGUGGCUAGGUUGAGGGCUUCACAGUCCCCAGCACAGAAAACCCUUCGUCGUUUGCGUGAUGCCAUCGUCAAAGCUUGCUCCAGGAGUUUAGAAAGCCUCGAACAAACAACUUCAUGUCGUCAUAGGAAUACUAGGGCUACAGCCACCUCUAGAGCUUUGGAACAACCUCAAGAAACUGCUCAUCGUCGCUUUAGAAAUGCCCUAUCCACCGCAUCUGCCAGAGCCUUAGAAAUCCCUGCACAGACCCCUGUUCGUCGCAUUAUAAAUGCCCGCUCCACUGCAUCUGCUAGAGCCCUAGAAAGCCCUGCACAGACCACUGUUCGUCGCGUUAGAAAUGCCCGCUCUACUGCAUCUGCCAGGGUUGCAGAAAACUCUGAAGUACGCCGUCAACGGCUCGAAAACAUUAGCUCAUUUCGAGCUUCUUUGAAUGGCGUAACUUCGCCGUCUGCAUCAUUUUGGUCAAAUGUCGCAUACAGUUAUGACUACACUGUCAACUAUUCCGCUAGGAGAGACGUACAAAUAGGGGCCAUGGAUAAAGGAAAGCCACCUCAGUUCCUACAAAUUUACUUUCUCGCAGAAUACAACGAGCAGGUUGAUGCGCGUCUCGGCAUUCUGCCUAGCGAUAUUUCCAUCGGUCCCCGUAGAGACAUUCUGUUCCGUCUACAAGUCAUGCUUCACGAAACUAACAGUUACAUCCGAAGCUUAAAGUUUGCGUUGCAAAACAACUCUUUGCCCUCUUUCAGUGUUGUCAUCGAUGCAGACAGACGGCCUCACGGUGAGCAUGAGCGUCGCUUCAAUGCUCCUGUAUGUAAUGAAAUUGCCGCAGUCAUCCACGGUGAGGAGCAUAACAGCCAUGACAUUGUCAUAAAAUGCCGGGGCGGUGGUCUGCGCCUCAUCAGUGAAACCCACCGUUCAUACGACUGUCUCCAGUACCCCCUUCUUUUUCCAUACGGAAGCGAUGGGUACCACUUCAAAAUCCCAAUAUGCCAGGCAAGCAGCGAUUCCAUGUCGACCUCAAAGACAGUCUCCUGUAGGGCUUACUACGCCUACAUGUUUAUGGUUAGGGAGGGUGAAUUUAACCACUUGCACAGGUGCCAUCAACUAUUUCUUCAAUUCGCUGUUGACAUGGCUGCAAAAAUGGAGUCGGAGAGGUUAGGAUUCAUCAAGUUAAACCAAUCCAAACUUCGAACUGACUCCUACAUUCACCUUCGUGAUGGUCUGCGUUCUGAUGGUGACCCACGCAAUCUCGGCAAACCGUGCAUUUUGCCUUCCUCUUACACUGGUGGCCCUCGAUACAUGCAUGAAAGGACACAAGACGCAAUGACCUAUGUCCGUCAUUGUGGGAGGCCUGAUUUGUUCAUCACGUUCACGUACAAUCCGAAAUGGGUUGAUAUUACACGCAAACUUUUUCCAGACCAGCAGUACUCACACCGCCCUGACCUAAUUGCCCGCGUUUUCCGGUUACAGCUGCGUAAGCUUAUGGAUUUGAUCCUUAAAGGGCAAGUCUUCGGACGUGCCAAGUGUCAUAUGUACACAGUGGAAUGGCAGAAACGUGGUUUGCCUCAUGCCCACAUCCUGCUGUGGCUCAACGAUAAGCGUAACAGCCCAGGAGUUGAAUGCGGUUUCACUGACUUUAUAUUCAACAGAGCGCUGGUGGCCCUAGAAGAUGUUGUUUUCGAACUGGGACGUGCCUCUUUACCAACUUACGGUUUACCACCACCGCUCAGAGAUGUCACAUACAGAGUAAUAAAGGUUAAUUUAUUAAUCUAUUUAUCAAUAUUACUCACUCCCUAUCUAUCUAUCUAUCUAUCUAUCUAUCUAUCUAUCUAUCUAUCUAUCUAA
Messenger RNA from Acanthosepion pharaonis, 2799 nucleotides. Lineage: Eukaryota; Metazoa; Mollusca; Cephalopoda; Sepiida; Sepiidae. The record is from the annotation of a GenBank genome assembly.